Molecule: messenger RNA, 342 nt
Organism: Fusarium sp. VM40
Lineage: Eukaryota; Fungi; Ascomycota; Sordariomycetes; Hypocreales; Nectriaceae
Source: the annotation of a GenBank genome assembly
AUGGUGGACACAACUGGAGACGAAGAUCGUGAGCGCCUCAAAGCUGCCCUGUGGUACGCCGUCGGUCAAAUCGUCGACGAAGAGUCUCUUCGCCGCAACCGCAAUGCCACGCCGCAAUUCAUCGGUGCUCUCACAGAACUGGUCUGGACACAGAUUGAAAACGUGGCUACAGACCUCGAGAGCUUUAGCAACCACGCUGGGCGGUCGACCGUGACUACAGACGACGUGCUCCUUCUUGCCAGGAAGAACCCAGACUUGCAUCAGAUCAUGAAAGAAUUCGUCGAUCAGGCCAAGGCAGAAAAGGGAACAGCCAAGGGUAGAGGGGGUGCGAGUAAGCGGUAG